Molecule: messenger RNA, 2954 nt
Organism: Paramisgurnus dabryanus
Lineage: Eukaryota; Metazoa; Chordata; Actinopteri; Cypriniformes; Cobitidae
Gene: nfxl1
Product: nuclear transcription factor, X-box binding-like 1
Biological process (GO): regulation of DNA-templated transcription
Cellular component (GO): nucleus
Molecular function (GO): RNA polymerase II transcription regulatory region sequence-specific DNA binding; zinc ion binding; DNA-binding transcription factor activity, RNA polymerase II-specific
Source: RefSeq, a predicted model, not a curated record
UAUCGUCCUGCGCAUGCGUUCUGUCUUCAGAGCCGCUGUGUGUAAUGAAUCCAGUCUGGAGACUUCAGGGUCUUGGGCGGGGUCAGGGCCGAGGUCAGAUCACUGGUGACCCUCCUGGUGCUGUGAGGUCAGCAGUAAGAGGAGUGCCUGAGGUCAAAGUAUCGACUCGAUCCAAGUUCGAUGAGAUUCGGAAGGCAGACCAGGCGUCUGCUCAGCGAUUGGCUGCUGAGAAGCACAGCUCCUCCUCCUCUGAGGAUGAUGAUGAUGAUGAAAGUGGAGGGCAACGAGGGAAGAUUCUUCAGUCGGCUCUGAGUCCCUACACCUCACGUGCAGGUGAUGAUGUCGGUCUUCUGGAACAGACACGUCAUUAUUUAAAUGAAGUGUGUCAGUCUGGAGGAGUCACGUGUCUGAUCUGCAUCGCGUCUGUGAGGAGGACGCAGGCUGUGUGGAGUUGUGUGGGAUGUUAUUGUAUUUUUCACAUCACCUGUAUUCAGAAAUGGGCCAAAGACUCUAUCUUCCUGGUGUCCUCAGUGACAGAUGAGGAUUUUGGGAAAAAAGAACACCCAUGGCCAUGUCCUAAAUGCAGGUAUGAAUACAGUCCUAAUCAAACUCCGUCUCGUUAUUACUGUUACUGUGGGAAAGAGGCGGAGCCUGCUCCAGAUCCCUGGCUCCUCCCACAUUCAUGUGGACAGGUGUGUGAGCGAGAGUUUAAGCCCUCCUGUGGACAUCACUGCCUGCUGCUGUGUCACCCAGGUCCGUGUCCGCCAUGUCCAAAGAUGGUGAGUGUUUCUUGUUUGUGUGGGAAAUCAUCUCGUGUCCCUCGACGCUGCAGUGCUAAAUCCUGGAGAUGCCAGCAGAUCUGCGGACGGAUGCUACCAUGCAGAAUGCACACCUGCUCGAACACGUGUCACUCAGGAGAGUGUUUGCCGUGUCCACAGGUCAGUGUGCAGACGUGUGCGUGUGGUCGGCGACGGACGAAGCGACCAUGUGCCAAUCUAGAGUGGCAUUGUGACCAGAUUUGUGGUCAUCCGCUGUCCUGUGGAAACCACACAUGUGAGAUUGUAUGUCACGCAGGUUUGUGUGGACCAUGUCCUCGUUCAGGAAAUCGCUCAUGUUCCUGUGGCAAAACUAAGAGUGUGUUGCCCUGUACUGUGGAUGUGCCAACCUGUGGAGAUACCUGCAGUAAGAAAUUGGACUGCGGCUUACACACCUGCUCGAUGCGUUGCCAUAAAGGAGCUUGUGAGACGUGCCGGCAGGAAGUAGAAAAGACGUGUCGAUGUGGCCGCUACACCAAAAAUUUUCCCUGCCAUAAAGAAUAUCUGUGUGAUUCCAAAUGCAACAUAACACGAACGUGCGGCAAACACCAGUGCAAGAGAAAGUGUUGCCCAGGUAACUGCCCUCCAUGUGACAUGAAGUGCGGCCGAAUGUUGGGUUGCAGGAACCACAAAUGCCCUUCAGUGUGCCACCAAGGGAGCUGUUAUCCGUGUCCGUUGAUGGUUGAAGUUCGUUGUCAUUGUGGCUCGACCUCAAUCUCUGUGCCUUGUGGAAGAGAGCGAAGCACUAAACCACCACGCUGUAAAGAGUUGUGCAGGAAACCUCCAUCAUGCCAUCAUUCAUCUCUAGAGCAGCACAGGUGUCACAUGGGCACUUGUCCACCCUGUAAGCAGCCCUGCCAACGACCGUUAGUAGGGUGUCCCCACCUCUGCCCGGCCCCGUGUCACGACCAGGUGCUGGUUAAAGCCAGUGAGCGGCCUAUGUUGGCUGGUCCGUGGGAACAACCAUCAGUCCCGGCGUUUGUGCAGACCGCUGUACCGUGUCCUCCCUGCCUGGUACCCAUACCAACAGCCUGUUUGGGGGAACAUGAGAUGAGUCUGGUGCCUUGUCACAAGCGUGGGCCGUUUUCCUGCGGUCGUCCAUGCGGACGAACUUUAACUUGCGGUAACCACAGUUGUACUUUGGAGUGUCAUCGUGUGACCUCUGCACCACAUUCAGAUGUUAGCAAGGCUGGUAAGGAGUGUGUACAGUGUGAGGAGAGUUGUUCAAACCCCCGCCUUGCUGGCUGUACCCACCCUUGCUCCCUUCCCUGUCACCAAGGUAACUGCCCUCCCUGCACACUGAUGGUCCGUCAGCGCUGUCACUGCAAGAUAUCUAACCUGUACAUCGAGUGUCUGAAGUUCACAUCUGCCGAUGAGCGGGGGAAACAGCACUUAACCUCUUGUCAGAACCAGUGCCCUAAACAGUUGAGUUGUGGCCAUCGCUGUAAGCUGUUGUGUCACCCAGGAGAUUGUGAGCAGACCUGUAGUCAGAAGGUGAAGCUGAGAUGCUCCUGUAGGAGAAUUAAAAAGGAAUUUCCCUGUUCUCGCAUAAGAUUGAAAGAUGACCUGGUCUUGUGUGAUGAGACAUGUCGAGAGCUCCAAAAGAAACAUGCUGAGUCUCGAGCAGCAGAGGAGAGAGCAGCCCUGGAAGAAGAACUGAGAAAACAGCAGGCUGAACUUGAGGCAUUUGAGAAACGACAGAAAGGACGGCGGAAGAAGUCUAGGAAAGUUACGGAGUUGGAGGAAAAGCAAGGGGCGUGGUUAAAAUAUAAGAACCGCCUCCUGAUGCCUGUCUGUGGUAUCCUGCUGGCUGUGGCGUUCUUUUAUCUGUUGCAGCUGAGCAUCCCAUGAUAUCUAAAUGUGAUUCUGUAGUUCAUUUUACUAAUCUUUGUUUUUGUUUUUUUUGUAGUUAAACUCUUUGCAGUUACUAUUCAUUAAUGUAACUUGAAUAUGUAAUUAGAUCAAUGUAGCUGUGUUAUAAAUAUGUGUCUAAACUUUUCGGAGGUUUACUUGGUAAUUUCGAUUUUUAAUUUAAGUUGUAGUUGAUUUAAAAGGGCAUGAAUGUUGUCCAUGAUUAGAACGAAAUGUUUUGUUGAAUGAGAUCUAAGUGGUCUAAAAAUAAAAUCUCUGUUUCAAAAA